AUGGCAAGAGAUCAUGAUAAAAAUCUCGGCAGUCAAGAAAGCGAGCCGUGGCAGGACACAGGCAGCAUAAGGAAAAAGUCAUAUUCCGAAGAGAGUAUGUCAAGGUAUGGGGGUCCGAUGGAUAUGCGAAGUGGGGCUCGGGGAUAUUAUUCCGAUGUGAACCAGAUGCCUUCUAGUAUGGCAGGAAAAAACAGAGAUUCUACCAUAGAUCACGGAUUCCACUCUAGGGGAAUGGCAAGGUCUCCCCCACCCAGAAUUCCGCAUGAGGAUGCAGACCUGAGCGAUGCAAUGAUGUUUCUAAACAAAAUCAAGGAAGAAUACAUGAAUGACAUGGUGACCUAUGACAACUUCUUGGAAACAAUGAGAGAUUUUAAGUUUGGAAAGAUUGAUGCUGAGGAGGUUUGCAGAGCCGUCAGGGUUCUGUUUAGGGAUAAGCCUCAUCUUAUCGAAACAUUCAAUGAUUAUUUGCCGAGCCAUCUGAAGUUUUAUGGGAGCUUACCACAAGGAUCUGGAUCCAGAUUGCAUGAUAGGCCGCCACAGGCUGUAGGAUCUUCUCCACAGUACAGAGGCGGGCCAUGCGUACAUGGAGGUAGGACAUCUCAUCCACAGGCGGAAGUCAGUGGGCCUUCGCAUAUGAAUCCUCAGCGUGGGAUUCAUCAGGGCUACAUAAAUCAGCCCCUCAUUAUGCACUCGUCUGUAAAGGUAUCUGGGCAGAAUGGAAAGCGUAUGCCUUACGACCAAAGAAGAUCUGAGGAGUUUGAGAGAAUGAAGGCAAGGCAGGCACAAGACUUUAUCCAGAGAGUCAAGAAGCGCUAUUCACACAACCCGAGCGUUUAUAGGUCCUUUGUCGAGCUUCUCCAGUCGCAUCAGGUGAAAAGCGGGUUGUUUGAAAAAAUGAAGGCCGAGGUGAACAGUCUGUUGUGGGAAAGCCCUGACCUGUGCGAAGAUUUUGAAAGAAAUUUUGUGCCUAUCAGAAAGCACAUGCCGUCUGACGAAAAAAGUAUUCUUCAAAGGAUCAAGGAGCUUCUGAAAAGCAAGAAUCUCCUGGACGACUUUCUGAAAUGCAUCAACUACUUUAACCAGAAGUUUAUCAACGAGAAGGAUCUGCUGGAAUUGGUAGCUCCUCUUUUGAGAAGUGAGGAGCUUAUCAGGGGAUUCAAGGCUUUUAUCAACUACAAGGAGCCUUUGAGAGAGACACCAAAGAGCCUUGAAAAGUAUAGGAAAGAGGGGUCUUACAGGAUUCUUCCGGAAGAGAUAAAGGAAGGAAAGCAAGACCCGAUAGCCAAGGAGGUACUGAACUUCACAUGUGUAGGAUGCCCCACAUUUGAGUCUGAAGAUUCAAACUAUGUGUUUUUGAAGCGUAAUGUACAUGAAGAAGCAUUGUUCAGGAUUGAGGACGAAAGAUCGGAGGCUGAUCUGGCUAUAGAAAGAAUCCAGCAUCUCAUAAAUGCCCUGGAGCAAAUAAUCGACCUCAACAAGGAUUCGGAGAUCAGCAUGAAGGACAUAAAGAUGUCGCCAGGAAUCAUAAAGGAGAUUCUGAAGAGCAUUUACGAUAAGUCUGCACCAGAAAUACUCGAGGGAAUCUUAAUGAAGCCACACAUAGCAAUCCCGAUUGUAAUUAAAAGACUUUAUAUGGUGAACAAGAAGGUUAGACUUUGCAUGAGAGAAAGACGGAAGAUAUGGAGAGAAGUCAUGGAAAGAAACUAUCACAAGGCAUUGGAUGUCAUGGGACCGUCAUAUAAGUCUUCGGAAAAAAGCAUUUUUACUACGAAGAACAUCGUAGAAACAGGUGAGAGAGGAAUAAGAGUCUCGAUAGAUGACCAAAAGGUAAUGGCGGAUGUUAUGGAUCUCUGCAAGACGUAUAUAAGGGUCAACCAAGCAGAUGGAAAGAAGACGCUUGUAUCCAACAUGGACUCCGUAUUAGAGUCUAUUUUCGAAAAGCUCGGGGCAAACGAGUUCACCAUUGUUUCGGACUUUCCAUUGCUUUGCAUUUUCAGGUUUAUUAUCAUAGUGUACGAAAGGCUUCUGGAAAUCAAGGGUCUGAAUCUGGACGGCUUGUCUGCAGACGACUCUAGCUCGAAGGACGAAUCUGCCUCUAGGUAUGCCAAGGUAAAGAAUCUGUGCCUUGAGUUUGUUAAGAAGAACAUCGAUGGAUAUGCCUUUGAGGAUAGAAUUAGGGAACUUACAGAGUGCAAAGGAUUCAAGCUUUACAACAUAAAGAAGAUGAUCUCGAAGAUAGAAAAGCAGGUUAUAGCCCUGACCGAAAACAAGCAGUCACUCGAUUCACUUUAUGGGGUGCACAGGUUUGAUUCUGGGGAGGGUCUUUACUGCUUUAGAAAAAUCAAGAAUGCUAUUGAAAUCGGAAUGAUGGAACCCGGAAGGAACGAGGAGUGGGACAGUUACGUGGAAAAGUUUAAGGCGCUGACGCCCUGUGAAGACGUAAAGCCAGACGCCCCCUUUCUUCCAAGAACCUGUAAAAAGCCCCCCAUAACAGGGCGCCUGAGACAGAACUUGAAGAUACAACUAAGCCCAGGAACUUAUAAAAUUAAGUACAUUGCUAAGUCAGAGUCUCUAUACAUGAACUCUGCGGCUUCCUCAAAAAGAAAGCAACUUCCUACAAAGUCCCAUUAA
This is a messenger RNA of Encephalitozoon cuniculi GB-M1, 2631 nucleotides long. RefSeq lists its product as uncharacterized. Lineage: Eukaryota; Fungi; Microsporidia; Unikaryonidae. The record is from RefSeq and is marked provisional. The transcript has a single exon. Gene Ontology annotation, molecular function: transcription corepressor activity. Gene Ontology annotation, biological process: regulation of DNA-templated transcription. The coding region runs from base 1 to 2631 and encodes 876 amino acids.